Rotaria sp. Silwood1 is the source of this 486-nucleotide messenger RNA. Lineage: Eukaryota; Metazoa; Rotifera; Eurotatoria; Philodinida; Philodinidae. The record is from the annotation of a GenBank genome assembly.
AUGGUUACUGCUGCUUAUUUAUCAAAAUAUUUCAAACGAAUAACAAUCAUAGAAUCAGAUGAUGUAUUAAGUGAUACUUUCAAUAAAUCUACACCCAACGAAAUAUUAGAUUAUCGUUGUCGUCUUGAAAGUCCAACAUCAAUAGGACGUUCAGGUGUUAGUCAAAUCUAUCAAACACAUAUAGUCUUACGUGAAGGAUUUAAUAUAUUACAUAAGUUAUUUCCUCAUUUAAAAGAUAAAUUAAUAAAUGAAUAUGAUAUUCGUCCAUAUUCAUUAAAAAAUGAAGCAAGACUUGUUAUUAAUGGUAUUUUAUUGAAUCAAAAUUUAACUGAAGAUUUUGAAUGCUUAGUAAUUCAAUUAAUUGUUGAUCGAUCAGCUAAUACUGUUCAAGGUGUAAAAUAUCGAUUUAAACAUAAUGUUGGUUCAUCAUCAUUAGAUAUUUAUGGUAAUUUUAUUGUUGAUUGUACUGGUCGAAAAACAUCAUGA